AAGUGAUACAUGUAUUAAUUUUUAUUUUAUUUGGAUCAAAUAUUAAAUAUUGAUAGAGUAGUAAUAAGUAAAUCAAUAUUGUAACUUGGUAGAUAGCUCAUAUUUAAUAAUUUAUUUUAGGUUUGAGAAAAAGUUGAUUUGAAUAAAUCAGCAUCAAGAUAUUACAAUUUGAAGAAGUUGUUAAAAACUAGUAUUUCAAUUGAAUUCUAAAUUUGGAUGUAAAGGGAGAUGCUGUCUCGCGUAGGAAAUGUUAUAUGGUUUAUUUAUACGAUAGGUUGACUAGUAGGUCAGGGAGAAAAGGUAGGUCUUUAUUUUUUUCAUAUUCUUUGAUUUUGGGUUUUAUAGCGAUGCCAACCACGAGUAUCAUACAUGGCAUGUCACGAUUUUUAUGGAGUAAAUUGUCUUUGACUAGAAUUAAUUUACAUUACCGAGUAUUUUUUGAAUUCCCUGCACAGACUGGGGUCCAUUUUCAUGUGUGUGCAUUUGAACUACGGUCCACUUCCAUGUAUGUAUGCCUGCACAGGCCUUGUGCAAGUACCACAAGUGGUAUUUUUUACAAUAAAACUUUUCAAACAAAUAAUUUGGACAUACUUUUGGUGACAGGCCCAUGUGGCACCGUCGCUCCAAUAGGGGCCGUCACAUGGGGCUGACAUCAAAAUUCUGACCAUAUUAUCUGUCACUCCAACAAGUUUGGAUUUUUUAUGCAUGGGACCCAUCUAGGUGUGAGGGUCCGUAGGAACCCCAAGCCUAGUAUAGCAGCAAAGUCCUUAAAAUGCCAGCAAACUAGUAACCACUCAUUUAAGAGUGAAAAGCAGAAGACCUCCAUAUUCACUCCCUUUUCCUCUCUAUCCUGUACGAAAAUGGUGACCGCAGCAGCAACUCACACAGUACAACCCACCGAGUCGACUCCCAAUGAGAUCAUGCAGUUAUCAGAAAUUGAUCAAACUAAGACACUCAUUCAUGCUCCUACUGUCUACUUUUAUCGCCUCAACGAGGAUAUUCUAUAUUCUCAUGCAAUCCAAAUUCUAAAAGAGUCUUUGAGCAAAGCACUUGUACUGUUCUAUCCGCUAGCGGGGCGCCUCCAUGAGAUUGGCGGAGGUCGCCUCGAGCUUCAUUGCAACGCUGAGGGAGCGACUCUGGUCGAAGCUGAAUCCGAAUUGAUGAUUGAAGACUAUGAAAUUCAGGAUUUUGUUCCAAAUGAAGCAAUGAGAGAGCUCAUUCCAAAAGUAGAUUAUAUUGCAACUCCAAUUCAUGAACAACCAUUGGUUUUGGUACAGCUUACUAAAUUCAGUUGCGGGGGUGUUUGUCUGGGCUUGGGCAUUUCACACAUUUUAGCAGAUGGAAUAAGUGCGAUUCAUUUUGUUAGUGAAUGGGCCAAAAUUGUCCGCGGGGAGAUGACUAGUAUCGUCCCACUUCUCGACCGAAAAAUUCUGCGGCUUGGGGAUCUACCGUCCGCUCCGAAAUUCGAGCACAUAGAGUUGACACCACCACCGCUCUUGGUAGGGCGCUCGGACAAUAUGGAGGAGCGGAAGAAGCCAACGACGGUUGCUAUGAUAAAGCUAAGCAAACAACAAAUCAAUGAGCUGAAGAGCAAGGCCAAUGAGGAGACACCGUACAAAAGCAUCGUACGUCCAUAUACCAGGUACGAAGCUGUGGCCGGACAUAUCUGGAGGUGCACAACCAAGGUGCGGGGGCAUAAAAACGAGCAACUAACGAGAUUACACUUGGCAGUCGAUUUGAGAAAUAGAAUACAGCCACCAAUACCAAAGGGAUACUUUGGAAAUGCCGUUAUACGUCAAGCAGCAAUUGCAACAACAAAAGACUUACUUUCCAACCCUUUAGCUUACGCUUCAAGUAGAAUACGAGAAUCAAUCGAUAAAGUAACAGAUGAAUAUAUAAGAUCAUAUCUACUUGUCGCAAAUCAACAAGAUAUCUCUUGGCUUCGCAAUUUUCCUACCAAAGGGUGUUCAUUGGGAUCUUUCUAUGGAAACCCUAACAUGGAAAUCACAAGUUGGACAUCUAUGUCUGUAUAUGAAGCUGACUUUGGGUGGGGAGAUCUCAUCCACAUGGGCCCUGCAGAAAUGGGUUUUGAUGGGAAAUCAUUUAUUAUUCCUAGUUGUGAAGGGGAUGGAUCAAUAAUGGUUGCAUUUUGCCUGCAGACAGAGCAUAUUGGGACUUUCAAACAGUUGUUCUAUGAAGAAAUAUGACCAUUUAUGUUCUCUCCUUAAAACGUUUGUUUAAAUCAUGUCUUGUUUACAAUAUGUUUGGAUAAAUCAAAUAUUUGUUCUUGCUUA
Olea europaea var. sylvestris is the source of this 2294-nucleotide messenger RNA. RefSeq names its product spermidine hydroxycinnamoyl transferase-like. The transcript is spliced from 2 exons. Gene Ontology annotation, molecular function: acyltransferase activity, transferring groups other than amino-acyl groups. NCBI's taxonomy places the organism in Eukaryota, Viridiplantae, Streptophyta, Magnoliopsida, Lamiales, Oleaceae. The coding region runs from base 702 to 2207 and encodes 501 amino acids. The record is from RefSeq and is a predicted model, not a curated record.